AUAGCCGUAGCACUUACGGAGUGUGGCGGGGAGGCGGUGGUGAGGCUAGUUACCAUGGAGUUGGCGCUGAGGUAGUGGGACGCCGAGGCUGGAGGGAAAGCAACUGCGGGGGUAUUUCCAUUUUAACAGAAAACAAUCCCUGAACCCAAAGGAAUGAAUCCCUAAUGGUGGAGUUUCAGGCAUUGGUGACAGGCUGAACCCGGACUCCCAGGGCCAGUGCUUACACCUGACAAAUGAUGGCCUGAGCUAUGAGCAGACAGGACUAUAUGAACACUUCGGUGCAAGAGCCCCCUCUUGACUACUCCUUCCGAAGCAUCCACGUGAUCCAAGACCUGUUGAGCGAGGAGCCACGGACAGGGCUACGACCACUAAGGCACUCAAAGUCAGGGAAGUCACUGACCCAGUCCCUGUGGCUGAACAACAAUGUCCUCAAUGACCUGAGAGACUUUAGCCAUGUGGUUUCACUGCUUCUGGAGCAUCCAGAGAACCUGGCCUGGAUCGACCUGUCCUUCAACGACCUGACUUCCAUCGACCCUGUCCUGACAACUUUCUUCAACCUCAGUGUACUCUAUCUCCACGGCAACAGCAUCCAGCGCCUGGGAGAGGUGAACAAGCUGGCUGUCCUCCCACGGCUCCGGAGCCUGACACUCCACGGGAAUCCCAUAGAGGAAGAGAAGGGGUAUAGCAGACCGUGGACUCUUAGUGAAUGUCCCAUUAUUUGGGAAUGUCUCAGCAGGAGCCUCCAGCCCAGGUAAGCAGGGCUCUUGAGUGUGGGGACUAUGUCCCCUGCCAUCGCACUGGCCUUCCUGCCCCUGGUGGUGACAUUGCUGGUGCGGUACCGGCACUACUUCCGACUGCUGGUGCGUAUGGUCUUGCUGCGGAGCCUCCGAGAUUGCCUUUCAGGGCUGCGGAUUGAGGAGCGGGCCUUCAGCUAUGUGCUCACCCAUGCCCUGCCUGGGGACCCCAGUCACAUCCUCACCACCCUGGACCAUUGGAGCAGCCACUGCGAGUACCUGGGCCACAUGGGGCCUGUCAAAGGUCAGAUCCUGAUGCGGCUGGUGGAGGAAAGGGCCCCUGCUUCCGUGCUAGAGCUGGGCACCCACUGCGGGUACUCCACAUUGCUUAUUGCCCGUGCCCUACCACCCGGGGGCCGCCUUCUCACCGUGGAGUGGGACCCACGCAUGGCAGCAGUGGCUGAAAAACUCAUCCGCCUGGCUGGCUUCGACGAGCGCACGGUGGAGCUCAUUGUGAGUAGCUCAGAGGAGGUGAUCCCGUGCCUACGAACCCAGUACCAGCUGAACCGGGCAGACAUGGUGCUCCUGGCACACCGGCCCCGAUGUUACCUGCGGGACCUGCAGCUGCUGGAGGCCCAUGCCCUGCUGCCAGCUGGUGCCACUGUGUUGGCUGACCACGUGCUCUUCCCGGGUGCACCUCGCUUCCUGCAGUAUGCCAAGAGCUGUGGCCGCUACCGCUGCCGCCUCCACCACACUGGCCUCCCAGACUUCCCUGCUAUAAAGGACGGCAUAGCCCAGCUCACCUAUACAGGGCCUGGCUAAGGUCUGGGCCCAGGGGUACUUACUGCUGCCCCUCCACCCCCACCCAAGCAAGGACCGCAGAACAUCCCCUACCCUCCCCGCUUGUGGCCUGACACGUGCUGGGCUCAGGGUGGUGGGAGGUUGUCCUCCCACCUGUGGCCUCCCAUUCUGUUCCACACUGAUUCAGGCAUCAAGUUCUGUCAGAUUGCUUGGUCUCACUGGCCCCUUUCCUUCCAGAGCAAGUCACAGAUUAAGAGGCAAGAGUCCUAAGCUCCCAACCCAACUCUAUCACUGAUUUUCUGGGUGAUUCCAAAGGACUCCCUGUGUUGCUCUGAGAUUUAAUCUGCUUUCUUAACACCAAGGAUGCUGGCUGGAAGAGUUCCAGGGGCCUUCCAGCUCUGGGCCUCAGAAAGCCAGCCCUCCCCAGCCCAUGCAGUUCCAGGUGGGGUCAGAGGAAACAGAGAGGCUCUGAAGGAAUGGAUGAAUAUAAUCUGGGCCAGAGAAAAUGGUAAUGGAGCCUGGGGCCAGGGCCACCCUGGCCUUCCUUAGCCCUGGACCACAUGCUCAAGUAGGCUUGCCUGAAGU
Molecule: messenger RNA, 2120 nt
Organism: Mustela erminea (ermine)
Lineage: Eukaryota; Metazoa; Chordata; Mammalia; Carnivora; Mustelidae
Product: transmembrane O-methyltransferase
Exons: 13
Biological process (GO): developmental process; catecholamine catabolic process; dopamine metabolic process
Molecular function (GO): catechol O-methyltransferase activity; protein binding
Source: RefSeq, a predicted model, not a curated record